Messenger RNA from Taeniopygia guttata (zebra finch), 5204 nucleotides. It is a transcript of the gene LARP1B, whose product is annotated as La ribonucleoprotein 1B. Gene Ontology annotation, molecular function: RNA cap binding. Gene Ontology annotation, cellular component: cytosol; cytoplasmic stress granule. Lineage: Eukaryota; Metazoa; Chordata; Aves; Passeriformes; Estrildidae. The record is from RefSeq and is a predicted model, not a curated record. Gene Ontology annotation, biological process: mRNA stabilization; positive regulation of translation.
AGAGACGCGCUCAUCCUCCUGCCCACCACAUCCAGACCCUCCUCGCGCCGUGCAGGUGCGGGCGAGGCCUCCGGAGCCGAAACGUCCGAAAGGGCCUGGAAAGCCUCCCGGCCGCGUGAGGUCACGGCGCACGGGAGAGCCCCGCGUCCCUCCCCCGCGCGGGCGGGGCCGGGGCAGCGCGCCCGGAGCGCCGCCCGUCCCUCCGCAGGCGGCGGCGGCCCCGGCGGGUCGCGGUCGCUGUCGCUGUCCCUCGCUCCGCGCGUCGCUCCCCGCGGCAGCGAGGGCCGCAGGGCAGCAGGGACCGGCGGCGCUCGGCCCGCCCGGGGGGCGCUGGCAGCGGCUCCGGGGCGGGGCGCCGAGGAGAGGAGGCGGGUUCCCCUUCCCCCGCCGCGGGCUCCUCGCCUCGGCCGCCCCGGCUGCGGCCCCUCCGGCGGGCGCACGGCCGGGCAUGUCCGCGGCGCAGGUGUCGGAGCGGCGGGGCUGGGGGGCGGCCCAGGAGCCCCGGCAGCCCGAGCCCGGCUCGCCCCGCGGGGAGGAGGUGGCGGAGGAGGGCGGCCGGAGCAGGGAAGCCCCGGCGCCCAAGGAGAACGCGUGGACGCGGCGCAGAGCCCGGCGGGACAGCCCUUCCCCGCCCGCGGGGCCGGACGGGCGGCUCGGACCGCAGGAACCAGAACUACAAAAUUCCACUAAAGUGAUAAAAGCGGGAAAACCCAGGUCAAGAAAAAGCAGCAAGGCUGAUGAUUUUGGCGAUAUUGCAAGCUGGCCGACCCCGAGCGAAAUAGCAAACAAUGAAUGUAAGACUGUAAGUCAUAGUAAGAAGCCAACAAAUAGAAGAGAAAAGGAGGAGAAAUCUGAUCAAAAAAGCAAUAAUGGAAUCAAGGACAAUCCGGAGGCAAAGCCAAAUGGUCCAGCAGAUAACAUUAGUGAAGAUGAAGCUCAAACUAAUAACCAAAGGAAAAAAGGUAACAAGCAGAAAUGGGUGCCGCUUCACUUGGACGAUGUGAGGUCAGACAGUCAAGACAGAGCAGGCUCUCGAACGAGCUCCAGAUUUAUGCUGGAAACAAACAAGUUAAUACCUCAUAACAACAGAAGGAAUGAAGCAAGAAGUUGGCGUCGUGAUAGAGACAAGAGAGAUGACCAUGACGAGGUGUGCAGCGUGAGGAGCGAGGGCAGCAGCGUCCGAGGGUUCUCCAGAGGCAGAGGAAGGGGGAGAAGCAGAGGAAGAGGACGAGGCAGAGGAAACCCCAGCAUGAACUUUGACUAUUCAGUUGGUUAUCAAGAGCUGUAUGGUGAAGGAAUUGACCAAGUAUUUCAGCCUGAGCUUAACCCUGGUGUGAUUUAUUACUAUGGUGACGGAACAGGAGUGCAGAUGUAUUCUGUGGAUGAAGCGCUUCUCAAGGAAUACAUUAAACACCAAAUUGAGUAUUAUUUCAGCACAGAAAAUUUGGAGAGAGACUUCUUCCUGAGGAGGAAGAUGGACCAACAAGGAUUUUUGCCUGUGUCACUGAUCGCCAGUUUCCGUCGGAUGCAAGCUCUGACUACGAAUGCUGCACUCAUUUUGGAGGCCCUAAAGGACAGUACCGAAGUUGAAACUGUGGAUCAGAAACUAAGAAAAAGGGUUGAUCCAGAAAAGUGGCCAAUUCCAGGUCCUCCUCCAUGCAACCUGCCUCCAACUGACUUUUCUCAGCUCAUCAAUUGUCCAGAAUUCAUACCAGGCCAAACUUUUGGCUCUCAUAUUGAGUCUGCACCAAGUUCUCCAAGAGUGGGGAGCCCACUGUGUCCAAAGGAAAAUGCUGAAUCAAGUAAUUUUCAGACAAUGUCUAAAGGACUGUCCACAAGUUUGCCAGAUUUGGACUCUGAACCUUGGAUAGAAGUGAAGAAGAGGCAUCGUGCAUCCACUGUCAAGUUAAAGGAGACUGUUCCUGUACCUGAUCAAACACCAGAUGAACCCCAGCCACCCCCACCUCAGGAGGAACAAGAACAGGAAGAACUUGAAUUUUUGUUUGAUGAAGAGAUGGAACAAAAUCAGUGUCGGAAAAAUAAAUUUACUGAUUGGUCAGAUAGCGAUUCUGAUUAUGAAAUUGACGAUCAGGAUGUAAACAAGAUUUUAAUUGUAACACAGACACCACCAUAUGUGAAAAAACAUCCUUGUGGAGAUCACACUGGCAACCGUGUGUGCCGUGCAAAAAUUACAUCAGAACUUGCUAAAGUCAUCAAUGAUGGCUUGUACUACUACGAACAGGAUUUGUGGAUGGAUCAGAGUGAAAAUGAUACCCUGAUGAAGCAAGAGAUUGAGAACUUUAAGAAGCUGAACCUCAUUAAUAAGGACGAAUUUGUUAGUCUUGCACCAGAAACUGGUGAUCCAACCCAAGAAGUUCUUCCAAGACCUCCAGGGUUACAGAACGCAGAGGAGCUGGCCUGUAAUUUCCUAAGUGCUGAAGUACUUCCAACAGCAGGAAUGGCUCGAUCGCUGCCAACGGCAGUUCCAGAUUCCCCCCGUUUCCACCCUGGCUUCAUCCCACGAACACCUCGCACCCCAAGGCUCCAGGAUCCCAAAAAAACACCCAGGUUCUACCCUGUUGUUAAAGAAGCACGAUCCUUUGAUGUAAAGGCUCCAAGGAAAAGAAAAACACGCCACAGUACAAAUCCUCCCUUGGAAUGCCAUGUUGGUUGGGUGAUGGAUUCCAGAGACCACAGGCCAAGAACUUCCUCCAUGAGCAGUUCCAAUGCCUCACCUUCAGAAGGAGCCCCACUGGCAGGUUAUGGCUGUACUCCAAAUUCUCUUCCCAAAUUCGGGCAUCCAUCUCACGAACUGUUAAAGGAAAAUGGCUUUACUCAGCAGGUGUACCAUAAAUACCGGCGGAGGUGUUUAACAGAGAGGAAACGGUUGGGAAUUGGCCAGUCCCAAGAAAUGAACACACUUUUUCGCUUCUGGUCCUUUUUUCUGAGAGACCACUUCAACAAGAAAAUGUAUGAAGAAUUCAAACAGCUUGCUCUAGAGGAUGCAAAAGAACACUACAGGUACGGCUUGGAAUGCUUGUUCAGAUUUUACAGCUAUGGCCUGGAAAAGAAAUUCAGGAAAGAAAUAUUUGAGGAUUUCCAACAAGAAACAAAGAGGGACUAUGAAGCUGGUCAGUUUUAUGGACUGGAAAAAUUUUGGGCUUACCUAAAAUAUUCUCAGCACAAGACUCCAGCUGUUGACCCCAAACUGCAAGAAUACCUGAGUAAAUUUAAGAGACUGGAGGACUUCAGGGUGGAUCCUCCUAUUGGUGAAGAAUCUGGAAGGAGGAGACCAGGUGAGGAUUCAGGGCAUCGCAGACAUCAGCCCAACUCUUCUAAAACCCUUCCCACCACCAAACCCGCCACUGCCUGUCAGUCCCAGGCACUGGGAAGCAUUUCCUGUGGGAAUACUGUGCAAGCCACAAAAUCUAUAGAAAGUGAUGUACCAGAAAAGUAGACUUUGGAUGAGCUCGUGCCCUUGAGAAUCAACUUUGGCAUCACUCCCCUAAUCCGGAGAUCUUCAAGGCAAGGCAGUCUCUACUACGUGAUUAAAAAUGUAUGGGAAGACAAAGGAUGGGAUGCUCUUUUUCACAGGAUAUAGUUCCAAAACACUUGGCCUAGGAGAGUUGCUCUUGGUUAUGGGAUCAUUGGAAGGAUGCUAGGGAAGAUUCUUUGGCUUCAGUAUUGCUUUCCUCAAGCUUUUGUUUACAAAGAACUGCAUUCCUUGCAUAUGCAAAAAAAUACUUCGAGGGAUGCCUUACAUUUCAGCUCAGAUUUCUUAAAAAAAGGUAUCAUGUAAACCCAUGUUAUUUACUGUGCUUUCCUUACCCAUAUUUCCCUGUUAUUUGUAUUUUACCAAAGCAAAAAAGAUUACAUUAUAUGUAGAGUAUUAAAUGGAAAGGAAGGAUCUAUGUGGCAGGUUUGCUUUCAAGGCUAACUAUCAAAAAGUAUGUUUUUCUGCAAAAGCGCAUUUGAGAGCAUGCAGCUGUAUAUGAAACUGCAUUUCUGGAUUCUAUUUAAAGAUAAGAGUUUCUAUUUUUUUCAGGGUCUCCAUAGUUAGUAUUUUAUUAAGUAUGGAGUUUGAGUGGACGUAACUGGGAUAGUUUUGCAGGUAUUUCCUUCAGUGCUGGUUCUUUAAUAACUCAAGCAACAGAAAACUACAGGGGAAAAUUGAGCUUUUGAUUUCGUAGUGUCUUAAAUUAACAUUCAGUAUCUACAGUUUGUGCAGAUUGUUAAAAUACCCAACUAUUCAUACUCUGGGCUUGAGAGGUGUCUUCAUUUGAAUUGUCUUAUGAUUAUGAAGUCUAGCAGGAGAGGCAUAAUUUUGAAUUUUUCUUCUCCAUAUUUCAAGUAAUUAAUAAGUUUGGAGGGAGACAAAGUAUGCCUUGUAAAUUUUAAUUUUAAUUUACUUUGUUUUGCAAUAUCUGAAUGAAGUUCUGCCUAAAUUGUGCUCGCUAAGCCUCGAUGAUUUCAAACAGGUCUAAAGACAAUUUCACUGAAUGUAAGUUACUCAAAUACAAAUCCACUUUUGUAGCUGAAAGAGGGGGAUGUUUAUAAUCUGUCAUAUCUUAUUAACUUCACUACUUUGUUUUUAAAAACUCAAGAAGAAUGAAGUGAAAAACUUCUCUUCUGGGGUAGGUGAGAGGAAUUCCAGCUUUUUGGUUAGUUAACUGCAGAAUUACUUCAGUUAACUUUUAAAAAGUUAUAAAGUGCUGUCUAGCACAGAUGCCUUAAACUGACUGCACAGCCAUAGAUGGAGCUUUAAACUAACAGCUCACAGAGGCUAUAAUGGAUCUGUUAAUUUUUCAAUCAUUGUGCUGUGAAUCUCACUGAAACAAAUGAUGGAUGUUUGCACUGAAAGGAGUGGAUGGUAGCAGUGACUUUCCCCACAGUUUAUACCAUUUCAGCACAAAAUCCAGCCUUUUGUCAGUGGCCUGUUCUAAAUAAAUUUUAAUGAACACAUACCAAGAUUUGAAGUAAAUAUCCUAUAAAUAUGCUGAAGUGACACAUCUCAAACCUGUGUUUGAUCCAUGCCUUUUGCUACCCAUGAAAAUGCGAAUGUAAAUUUGGAUUGAAAUUGUAUAUACGAGUAAUAAAUUUAAGAUAUUUCAAUUUUUCAUUGGAAAAUGUGCAGAUUUAAGCUUUUAGUGUGUGUAAUUUUGUGAUAUCUUGAAAAAUUUUAUAAAAACAACAAAAAACCCUAA